Molecule: messenger RNA, 1467 nt
Organism: Aureobasidium pullulans EXF-150
Lineage: Eukaryota; Fungi; Ascomycota; Dothideomycetes; Dothideales; Saccotheciaceae
Exons: 2
Coding region: 1-1467 (488 amino acids)
Molecular function (GO): protein binding
Source: RefSeq, a predicted model, not a curated record
AUGAAGCGCCGUAUCAUUGGAGAAGUUGUUGACGAUGUCGAGACCAAUGCGUCUGGCAUGGUCGCUUCCACCGAGCCUGAAAUCGCAGUUGACAAAGGACUGUGUCUUGAUGCACUGCCAUUGGAGGUUCUCCAUCUAGUGUGCCGCCGCUUGACGCACAGGGAAGUGACCAAGUUUCGACUGGUAUGCCGUCUGUUUGGUACUGUCGGCAUCGGAUACCUGGCUGAAGGAGCAUACCUUUCCUUCUCACUGCAAGCCUUUCAGGAUCUGGAAGCCCUUGCCAACACGGCACUCUCCAAGCGAAUCAGAUCGCUGACAUUCAUCACGGAGCAUCUUACUGGAUUCUUCACCUACGACGAAUGGAUAGCCAGCGAAGACACCUAUCAGAAAGGUCGCAGAUUCUUGAGAUUUUCUUCCGAAGCAGAAAGACUUGAGAAGUACUCUGCCUUCAAGCAACCAUACAAGGAAAUUGAGCACAUCAUCCAAGACGGUAUACAUCGUCAGAGUCUCCAGACAUUCUUCCAAAACAGUCCCAAUCUCAAAUCACUCGCCAUGUCUCUCGCUAGUGGCAUUUGGAAUCUUAUGGAGUCCAGUGAUGAGAGCAGUUACACUACAGCAUUUGAGAAGAGCUUUGGCAAGAUCUCUCUUGGCGAACGACACCACCAUAGCACUGUCGAACUUGCUGAAGUCAUGUACUCGGUUGUUCGGGCCGGUAUCCAGCUAGAACGCUUAGCAGUUGGUUACCUGCCUAUUGAGUCAAUCAGAGAGUCCAAUCCCGACUUUGCCAUCAUCACAAACGCCAUGAGCUCGCUGAAAUUUCUCGUUCUCAAGCUAGUCCAUCGACCAUCGACUCCGACAGGCCCUGCCAAUCUGAGAGGCCAUUUUGGAUAUACUGAAGAAGAUGUCUCUCGUAUCGCGAGUGCAGCCGAUGAGCUCGAGUUGGAUCUUUCCAGAUUCGUUGCCACAGCAUUUAAUCUUGCUCACCUACGGACCAAAGGCCACAACAUGAAGACCUUUCUACUCGCUCGCAAAGAGACGCUCACCUUCAUAAGAUUCAAAAGCGUUGACUUCGAAGACUCGGGUGACGGGUACGGCUGGAACCAUUUCCUACAAGACAUGUCGACCAAGAUGCCCAAGCUUGCGCAUUUCAUGAUAUACGGUCAUCUCGGGGAUAUCGAUGGAUCAAUGUGGGUCUUCGGCAAUACCUGCAAUGGCCAUUCUAGCUGGAGAACACAUGCAAUGGACAGAUAUCUUCGUAUGGGAGGUCCCUUGCCAGUGGAUGAAGAAUCGACAUCGGCUCAAGUACCCAAUCCGCUCGUCUAUCUUCAUGCUUAUGACCGACACGGGACUGGCUCCAUCAGUCGCUGCUUCAUCGGGGAUCCUGAGGGUUACCGCGCAGGGCUCAUAGAUGAAUUUGAGGAUAAGUUCUGGGCCGAACACUUCUGGACUUUCAACCCAUGUUGUUGA